AUGCAGUCUAAUGCACGACUAUCUCUAAAACCCGCUGUUGUUCUCUCCGCCUACCAAAGAACCUACUCAAGCCUACCGCAUCCUUGUACUUCUGAGCCGUCUCGGCCCAUUAAAGGGGAAUACGAUGAGAUAGAGAUCGAAGCCUACGCUUCAGAAAGUAGGUUGAGUGUCGCUGGUAUGACGCCGUCGUUUCAAGUAUAUACAAAGGUGGAAAGGCUCCGCAUAUUUUGCGUUGCGAGGGACUUUUUAACGCCUCCGCUGACCGACAAAAAGGCGUCCGCGCAAGUCCAUCGAGUCCUCACCGCAGAUAGAGUUUCAGCUUGCCAAAGGAGACAGAACAAUGAUUUAUUGGGUUACGCAUGGAGGCUAGCGACUGGAAUUGGCAGGUAUGAUUAUAACGGAGAAAGCAAAUGGCUUGUCGUUCGUAUGCCUACAGCCGUACACGAACUCAUCCGGUGGCGCAGCGCUUUUGCCUGGAGUGUGAAUCAGGCUGGUUUUACAAAGAUCUAUUUCCCAGUCGACAGUGCUCCUCCCAACACGAAGCCGAAGCACGAGCUGGAUGUUUCUUUCUGGUACAUUAAUGCACAGUACCCUAGGGUCAUUGUCGGAGUCACUUAUUCAGAGAAGGGGAAGAGGUUGGCCCGGCUAACAGAAGGUUUCCAUUUGGAUUUGAACGCUAGGGUGCAAAUAGUUGCGGGCUUUGAUACCAAAUAUGGCCGGAAAGGGUCGGUUAAAGCAACCAUGCCAAUAUGA
Lindgomyces ingoldianus is the source of this 753-nucleotide messenger RNA. RefSeq lists its product as uncharacterized. The transcript is spliced from 8 exons. The record is from RefSeq and is a predicted model, not a curated record. Bases 1 to 753 code for a protein of 250 amino acids. NCBI's taxonomy places the organism in Eukaryota, Fungi, Ascomycota, Dothideomycetes, Pleosporales, Lindgomycetaceae.